Molecule: messenger RNA, 983 nt
Organism: Serpula lacrymans var. lacrymans S7.9
Lineage: Eukaryota; Fungi; Basidiomycota; Agaricomycetes; Boletales; Serpulaceae
Exons: 7
Coding region: 136-786 (216 amino acids)
Biological process (GO): signal transduction
Cellular component (GO): plasma membrane
Molecular function (GO): GDP binding; GTPase activity; GTP binding
Source: RefSeq, a predicted model, not a curated record
AGGCGUCGUCCAUCAUCGUCUGGUUUUUCUUCCGCCGUUCCUGUCCAUCCCCUCCCUCAGACUUGCCUUCUUUGCGUACAGUAUAUCUUCCAUUUUUCUAUUAUUUCUUAACCUACACUUCAAAUCGAAGAAAACAUGUCAAAGGCACAAUUCUUGAGGGAGUACAAAUUGGUCGUUGUCGGCGGUGGUGGUGUUGGCAAAUCGGCCCUGACCAUCCAAUUCAUCCAAAGCCACUUCGUUGAUGAGUACGACCCAACUAUCGAGGACUCGUACAGGAAACAGUGCGUAAUUGAUGACGAAGUUGCUCUUCUCGAUGUCCUCGACACGGCCGGUCAGGAGGAAUAUGGUGCUAUGCGUGAACAAUACAUGCGGACCGGCGAAGGUUUCCUCCUGGUUUACUCUAUCACUUCUCGUGACUCCUUCGAAGAAAUCAGCACCUUCCACCAGCAGAUCCUCCGAGUAAAGGACCAGGACUCGUUCCCCGUCAUCGUUGUGGCAAAUAAAUGUGAUCUCGAAUACGAACGACAAGUUGGCAUGAACGAGGGUCGUGAUGUCGCAAAACACUUUGGUUGCAAGUUUAUUGAGACUUCAGCGAAGCAACGUAUCAAUGUCGAUGAGGCAUUCACCAACCUGGUCCGCGAAAUCCGGAAAUACAACAAGGAACAACAAACAGGUCGACCUGUGAUGGCAAAUUCUGGUAGCGGUGGACCUGGUGUGUACGGCAACGGCAAGGGAGACGCGGGGGACGAUAACCACAGUGGAUGCUGUGGGUGUGUUGUUGUUUGAGUCCCUGAUUAUAUUUCUUUAUCUUUCCAUUUGUUUUCUCCUCAUGCUUCGCAUUGUACGAUGGCCGCUUUCACCUUUCUUUUUCUAUUGACACUAUGAAGGGAUAAACUGUACAUAUAUUCAUGCUUAUGAUUCAAUGUUUUCAAUCGAUUUUUGAAUCGAGCUAGAGAGGUUCGCCGUGCCUGGCUUAUAGGGAU